Clarias gariepinus (North African catfish) is the source of this 2639-nucleotide messenger RNA. It is a transcript of the gene esf1, whose product is annotated as ESF1, nucleolar pre-rRNA processing protein, homolog (S. cerevisiae). Gene Ontology annotation, molecular function: RNA binding. Gene Ontology annotation, biological process: rRNA processing. Gene Ontology annotation, cellular component: nucleus. The transcript has 14 exons. Lineage: Eukaryota; Metazoa; Chordata; Actinopteri; Siluriformes; Clariidae. Bases 103 to 2511 code for a protein of 802 amino acids. The record is from RefSeq and is a predicted model, not a curated record.
GCGGAAGUAAUCGGUGUAUCACGGGAAAAAAAAACACGUGUUUAGCGUGGAGCGUGAUGUGUACACACUGAAUCCGUGUGCGUCUGUAAAUAAAGCCUCAUCAUGUCGUCUAAGAAACAGCCGGGCGCUGACGAGCGCUUCGCCCGCGUCAAGAAGGACCCGCGUUUCUGGGAGAUGCCGGAGGUGGAGCAGAAGGUGCGCAUCGACAAGCGCUUCCAGUCCAUGUUCCACGACGAGCGUUUCAAGCUGAAGUACACGGUGGACAAACGCGGCCGUCCCGUCAACCACACGUCCACCGAGGACCUGAAGCGCUUCUACAAACUGUCUGACUCGGAGCAGAGCGACUCUGACGCCGAACAGGAGAAGCAGGAGAAGAAGAAGAAAACAAAGAAGAAGAAAGCAAAAGCAAAUGAGGAUGAGGUUCAGGAUGAAGAGGAGGAGGAGCUUGUAAAGGGGGAGGAGGCUUUGACUAAGAAAGCGGUCAUGAAGAAGUCCAAGGAGGGUGAGAAGUUCGGGAGAGGACAGAAGGUUAAAGAAGCGAGACUCAUGGAGGAAGAUGAUGAUGAGGAGGAUGAGGAGGAUGAUGAUGAAGAAUAUAGUGACACCGAUGAUAAAGGAGUAGGUCUCUCUGAGGAUGAUGAAGUCGAAGAAGAGGACGAUGAUGAUGAAGAUGAGGAAGACGAUGAAGAUGAGAGUGAGUCGGAGGACGACAGUGACAGCGGUCCUGACCUGGCUCGAGGGAAAGGCAACAUCGAGACAAGCUCCGAGGAAGAAGAUGAGGAGGAGGACCAGGAUGAUGAGGUGGGGGACUUGAUGCGUCAUGAGGAAGAGGAGAUUGAACACGACUGGGGGGAGAUGUGGAAGGACGCGCCGCGCACAGAGGAGGUCAGUUGCAGGUUAGCAGUGUGUAACAUGAACUGGGACCGGAUCAAAGCUAAAGACCUGCUCGCUUUGUUCAACUCCUUUAAACCUAAAGGAGGAGUGGUGCUGUCAGUCACGAUCUACCCCUCGGAGUUCGGUAAGGAGCGUCUGAAGGCGGAGCAGACUCAGGGCCCUCUGGAGCUCACUAGUCUCCCAGACGACCCAGACGCAGACACUGAGGAACAGAGGAUCUACCGAGAGAAGGUGCGGGAUUACCAGUUUAAGCGUCUGCGGUAUUACUACGCCGUGGUGGAGUGCGACUCGCACGAAACUGCCGCCAAAAUCUACGAGGAGUGCGACGGCUUUGAGUACGAGAGCAGCUGCUCCACGCUGGACCUGCGGUUCAUCCCCGACAGCAUGACGUUUGAUGACGAACCCAAAGACCGAGCGACGGACGUGGAUUUGUCCACCUACCAGCCAAAACUCUUCACCUCCACCGCCGCCACCACGGCUAAGGUGGAGUUGACGUGGGACGAGACGGAUCACGAUCGCAUCACCACCCUGAGUAAGAACUUCAACAAAGACGAGCUGCUGAAUAUGGACUUCCAGGCCUACCUCGCUUCCUCCAGUGAGGACGAGGACGAAGAGGUCGAGGCGGAAGAGGUGAAGCCCGCAGUGUCCGUGAAGGAGGAGGAGAAGAAAGGAGGGAAGAAGGGAAAGAAGGAGGACGAGCAGAUCGCUAAAUACCGCCAGCUGCUGCAGAGCAUCCAGGAUAAAGAGGGGAGAGGGAAGGACAAGGACAUGGAGAUGGAGAUCACCUGGGUACCUGGGUUAAAGGAGAACGCGGAGCAACUGGUGAAGAAAAAGCUGGAGGGGAAAGACAAACUGACACCGUGGGAGGAGUUUCUGGAGAAGAAAAAGGAAAAGAAGAAAGAUAAGAGGAAAGGAAAGAAGGAAGCCGAGGCCCAUCAUGACGUUGCUAUCAGUGAUGAUGAACUCCCUCCUGACGUUGACCUCAAUGACCCCUUCUUCUCUGAAGAUCUGGGAGGAUCUACUGACGCAGCUCAGAAAGUCAAGAAGUCGAAAAAAAACAAAAAGGGCGAAGAGAAACUCACGGCGGAGGAGGAGGCGGAGCUAGAGAAGCAGAAGGCUGAAAUAGCGCUCCUGAUGGAUGACGACGAAGAUGAAAAGCAGCGGCACUUUAACUACGACCAGAUCGUAGAGCAGCAGAACCUGAGUAAGAAGAAGAGGAAGAAGCUCCUGAAGAGCAACACACUGCCGGAGGAGGACAGCUUCAAGGUGGACUUGCAGGACCCGCGUUUCCAGGCCAUGUUCACGUCCCACCUGUACAAUCUGGACCCCUCAGAUCCCGCCUACAAGAAGACUAGAGGUACUCAGAGCAUCCUGGAGGAGAAGCAGAGACGGCGGGAGGAGAAGCAGCGCGGCCAGCAGGAGGCGCUCCAGAGCCAGGAGAAACCUGGACGGAAAACUGAGGAGAAGAGCACAGACGGCGGGGAGACGACGACAACAGACUCAGUAACGUCGGGGGCUCAGAGUAAAAUCUUGGACUCGAGUCUGUCUAUGCUUAUUAAAUCUGUGAAGAACAAGACGGAACAGUUCCACGCCCGCAAGAAGCAGAGGACGAAAUAGAGCAGGAACUUUGAUAAGAAAAUGUUUGUGCGAGAGUGUGUGUGUGGAACUGAACUCAUUUAUACAAUUUCUGAUGAACAGGUUUUCCAAGUCAUUAUGAUAAAAAAAAAAUAAAUCCCAUAAAAACA